Messenger RNA from Hippocampus comes (tiger tail seahorse), 2045 nucleotides. RefSeq names its product autophagy related 4B, cysteine peptidase (gene atg4b). Gene Ontology annotation, molecular function: cysteine-type endopeptidase activity; protein-phosphatidylethanolamide deconjugating activity. The record is from RefSeq and is a predicted model, not a curated record. The transcript has 13 exons. NCBI's taxonomy places the organism in Eukaryota, Metazoa, Chordata, Actinopteri, Syngnathiformes, Syngnathidae. The coding region runs from base 84 to 1280 and encodes 398 amino acids. Gene Ontology annotation, cellular component: cytoplasm. Gene Ontology annotation, biological process: C-terminal protein lipidation; protein processing; piecemeal microautophagy of the nucleus.
AGUACUCUCUCGCUAUUGGUCGAGCUGGCGCCAGACUGGCUCGAAAACAACAAACAAGUCUAGCACAGGCACAGCUCGUCGGGAUGGACGCAGCAACGUUGACAUACGACACGCUUCGCUUUGGCGAGUUUGAGGAUUUCCCCGAGACCUCUGACCCUGUGUGGAUUUUAGGGAGAGAAUAUAACGCGCUCACAGAGAAAGAUGACAUCCUAUCAGACGUCACCUCACGACUUUGGUUCACGUACAGAAAAAACUUCCCCCCUAUAGGCGGCACGGGGCCCACGUCGGACACGGGAUGGGGCUGCAUGCUGCGGUGCGGGCAGAUGAUCCUGGGCGAGGCGCUCACGUGCCGGCACUUGGGCAGAGACUGGCGAUGGUCGUCAGGGCACAAGCAAAGAGAGGAGUAUGUUAGCAUCCUCAACGCCUUCAUCGACAAGAAGGACAGUUACUACUCCAUACAUCAGAUCGCACAAAUGGGAGUUGGCGAGGGCAAGCCCAUAGGACAGUGGUAUGGACCAAACACAGUCGCACAGGUUCUCAAGAAGCUGGCGGCGUUCGACACGUGGAGCAGGUUGGUGGUGCACGUGGCCAUGGACAACACGGUGGUCAUCGAGGAGAUCAAGCGUCUGUGCAUGCCCUGGUUGGAUGCGGCGGGGCUCGGCGCGUGCGGCGAUUUGGCGGCGGCGGCGCCCGGCGAACUGAACGGCUGCGCGGAGGGCGCCUGCGCUCUCCCGGGGGACGAUGUGGAACUUUGGAGGCCGCUCGUCCUCCUCAUACCGCUCAGGCUGGGACUCAGCGAUAUCAACGACGCCUACAUCCAAACGCUCAAGCAAUGCUUCAUGCUGCCUCAGUCGCUCGGCGUCAUUGGCGGGAAACCAAACAGCGCUCACUACUUCAUCGGUUAUGUCGGCGAGGAGCUGAUCUACUUGGACCCUCACACCACGCAGCCCGCCGUGGACCCCUGCGACGACGGCCACGUGCCCGACGAGACGUACCACUGCCAGCACCCGCCCUGCCGCAUGCACAUCUGUGAACUGGACCCGUCCAUCGCCGCCGGUUUCUUCUGCAGAACAGAGGACGACUUUGACGACUGGUGCAUGCGCAUAAGGAGGUUGUCGUGCCACCGAGGAGGCUUACCGAUGUUUGAGCUGGUGGACAGUCAGCCGUCGCACAUGGUCAGCGUGGACGCACUCAACCUUACUCCUGACUUCUCUGACUCAGACCGCCUGGAGCGCUUCUUUGACUCUGAGGACGAAGAAUUUGAGAUCCUUUCCUUGUGAGGAACGCGCUGACAGUCCAACACGGUUUGAUACGGAAACCAACAAACAAAAAAAAAAGAAGAUUCUCGUGUUUUUCCACGCGCCGAGUCGGGGGAAAAAGCCGCAAUCCAGCUUGGGAACGCCGUGUCCCCACAAAAGGCUGGAUGGGACUCGUGUGCGCGUCCUCACCUUCAAACGUGUUUCUGUGGGAGUCUUAACUGCAUCACUAACGUUGAGAAAUGAGAGCAGAACGGUGCCUUGCCCUCCCCUAACUUCAAUCCGCCAGCCCUCAAGCCUGAGUCCAUUCCCUAACCCGCUUCAGCUAGUGCUACGUGACCACGCAAUGAAAAAAAAAAAAUCCUUGCCCACUAGAUUUAUUUAUUUACUCACCACCAUACACGGCUCUCAAAAGCAAAGGGAACUCAGGUAGGCUACACGUCUAGAAUGAAUGACCGCGGAACUUUUUUCAUGUGCAUUACUGGACUAAUAAAUUUCCAAGCAAGUCCACUUAGACGCCUUUCUGUGACUCCUUCAGGCUCUACUGGUUGUGCUACACAUUGCUACAGAGACUGGAAGAGUCACAGAAAGGCAUAGAAGUGGUCGGCCAUAGAAUUUUAUUUCCGCAAGUGGGUGGAAGUCCUGUCAAAGGUUAUCGUGCAUUUUAGGUUAAUCCUGAAAUUUGACCCAAAUUAACUAAUUUGGGGGGGUUUGGUGUAUGUAUACGUACACACACACAUACACACACACAGAUAAGAGGGAAGAGAGUAAUAAACUGGUAAGAUUUCA